ACCCCAAAAUUACUCUUCAUCUACAUAUUUAGUUCUUCUCCAAAAAAAUUAGAAAUAUCAUGAGUGGACUUUCAAAUUGGUUUGGUCCAUAUGGAUCAAAUUCAAUUUCACAAAAUUCAAGUUCUCCUUCACAAAAUUGUAACGAUCCUUCUCAAAAUUCCGACAUUCGCCCUCCAAAUUUCUCUUGGCCAAAUAUGUCUAAUCCUCAAAUAUAUCCCAACAAUCCCAUGAGUCAAUCAGCCCCUUCAUUUCAAUUUUCAUCCCAAGUGCAUCCAUCUCAGGGAUUUCAGCCAUACGGAUAUCCUCAACAAUGGUAUCCCCCUCCAGGAUUUUCCCCACUAGGAUAUCAUUCACAUGGGUUUAUGUUUUCUGACUCUUCCAGGAGGACCAGUGUAGAUGGGAGUGGUACUGAUGGAGGCACACCAUCUUCAGGAAAGGCAGUUCAAGGUUUGGAGAAUAUAAAUCUCUCUGUUGAGCCUUCAUCCGACGACGACGAAGAGAAUACCAACAUGCGUCGGGUGUUUUAUUCAGAUGAGGAGUGUGAAGUUCUUGCGCAAUGUUACAUCGAUAUUAGCAUCGAUUCAGUUGUUGGAAACGAGCAAAAGAUGGACAAAAUGUGGAAAUGCAUUGCGAAAGCCUACAAUGAAAAUCGUCCUGCCAACACUCCAAGUAGAAAGUUUAAACAGUUGAAGGCUCAUUUCUACAAGAUGCAGAAACAGGUGAAAUGGUUUUCUGAAUGUUACAAUAGGAUUGCAAGCAUCUGGAAGAGCGGUGCAAAUGAUGCUGAUAUUAUGGAGAUGGCACAAACAGAAUACAAGCAGCAUCACGGUACAAAAGGUUUUAAAUAUGUUGGAGUUUGGAGACUUUUGAAAGAAGUUCCCAAGUUUGCCGAGGUGCAAGGAAAUGUUCAAGAAUCCAAGAGAACCAAAAAUACAGAAGGAGAAGCCUACACAUCAUCUUCUACAGCGGAAGAAACUCCCACGAGUCGCCCAAUGGGGCAUAAAGCGGCAAAGAGAAAGGAGAAGGGGAAGGGGAAAAAAGAUGACCUCGAUGCACUGCGUGAAGUUGCAAAAGAGCAUGAAACCAAUGAAGCAAAAUACCUACGUAUAAUGGAAGAAAAUACGCUUAUAAAAAAAUGAACAACUUCUAAAAAAUGAGGAACAACGUCUGAAGGAGGAGAGGCAACGUCUAAAAGAGUAUGAACUCGUAAUGAAGGACACAUCAGGGAUGACAGAAAUGCAGCUUUACUUGCACAAAAAACACUGCGAGAAGAUACUGAAAAAAUGGGAAGAUGAUAAUUAGUUGUGUUAUCUUGUAUCCACUAGGAUUUAUUUUUAAUUCUGUAACUGUGUUUUGUGUUAUCUUGUAUCCACUAAGAUUUAUUUUUAAUUCUGUAACUGUGUUGUGUGUAACCGUUAAAUUUAUCUUUCAAUAAAAUGUACUUGUUUCAAUA
Salvia miltiorrhiza (redroot sage) is the source of this 1453-nucleotide messenger RNA. RefSeq lists its product as uncharacterized. The record is from RefSeq and is a predicted model, not a curated record. Lineage: Eukaryota; Viridiplantae; Streptophyta; Magnoliopsida; Lamiales; Lamiaceae. The transcript is spliced from 2 exons. The coding region runs from base 60 to 1139 and encodes 359 amino acids.